Molecule: messenger RNA, 2436 nt
Organism: Elaeis guineensis (African oil palm)
Lineage: Eukaryota; Viridiplantae; Streptophyta; Magnoliopsida; Arecales; Arecaceae
Product: probable amino acid permease 7
Source: RefSeq, a predicted model, not a curated record
GGGUUAUAAUGCUUUUAAUCUGUUAUUUAGAACAUUGAUUCUAGUGACAAUUUUAUGUAUGAUGUUAUGACUACUGAGUAAAUGAAAGUAGCUGCUGGUUUUUGAGUAGUUUCGAGAGGGAUGAGAAUAAAAUUACAAGGUGGGCCAUAAAAAGAAACUGUAUGGGUACAAACACAAAGCAAGAGACGCAUAAAGUAUUAUGGCAGUAUGGUGGAAUCUGGAUUUUCUUUGAAAAUGAGAGGCCAGGUGGUCCAGAUCAAUAUGUAUGCAAGUGAUGACCAGAUUCACUCAUCUUGACCAGAUACUGAUGUUUCAAUAGAUUCAUUCCAAUCUUCAACAGCACCUGCUUUCUUUUUGGAUAAAAAGAAGAGAAUGGAGGGAUAAGCCGCACAUCAAAAUGAUCUAAGCCUAUAAAGAAAUGAAGUUUCUACCACAGAGGUGAUAGAAAGGUCAAAUUAUCAAGACAGUCUGCAGUGCAGGAUACUGUAUACAAAUGAUAGGAGAAAAGAAAAUGACGGAUCCAAGCAACACUGUCGUAAUAAUUUCAACUUGCGGAUCAAUGAUGGAUCUCAAGCAUCUCUGUUGUCGUAAUUUUUAAUUUGACAUUUCAGACGAUAAAUGAUAAAUUCGUCCCUCAAUACUUUGUUCGAAUGUUUGUGACAUCUAUAUUAACCAAAAGUCCAGUGGAGAGUUCAGUCAUUCAUAAAAGUGGAAAUUAGCUUUCUGUCAUCUCAAAACUUCUUCUAUACCUACCCCCAACUGCCUUGAUAUGUAGUAACAAAAAUUGCAUACUGUGGGUGUCUACGAAAUGGCGGUUCAGCAUUCCCUUGAGGUAACCAAUGAUUCCUGUGAUGAUAAUGGGCAGACGAUAAGAACUGGAACCAUAUGGACUUGCAUAGCUCAUAUAAUCACUGCAGUCAUCGGAUCCGGUGUGCUGUCUCUGGCAUGGAGCACUGCCCAACUAGGAUGGAUUGCAGGGCCUGUUUCCAUGCUUUUCUUUGCCAUGAUAACAUUUGUCUCUGCCUCUCUUCUCUCAGACUGUUACAGAUCUCCUCAUCCUGUGACUGGAUCCAGAAACCGCUCUUACAUGGAUGCUGUUCGAUUGUUCUUAGGUGAAAAAAAGACAUGGAUUUGUGGUUUGCUUCAAUAUUUGAGCAUGUAUGGCACUGCCAUAGCAUAUACAAUCACUACAUCAAUUAGUAUGAGAGCAAUUCAGAAGUCAGACUGCUACCACAGAGAAGGCCACAAAGCUCCAUGCUCGUAUGGAGAUGGUUUUUAUAUGCUGUUGUUUGGAGCUGUUCAGAUAGUUUUGUCACAGAUACCGGAUUUUCAGGAGAUGGCCUGGCUCUCAAUUCUUGCAGCAGCCAUGUCCUUCUCCUACUCAUCAAUUGGAUUCGGCCUUGGCAUCGCCAAAGUUAUUGCGAAUGGAAGAAUUAAAGGUGGAACUGGGGGCAUCGUUGUGGCCUCGACAACUCAGAAAAUCUGGAGAGUAUCUCAAGCACUUGGAGACAUUGCAUUUGCCUAUCCAUACUCCAUAAUUCUCUUAGAGAUAGAGGAUACUCUGAAGUCACCACCACCAGAAAACCAGACCAUGAAGAAAGCAUCAAUGAUCUCAAUUCUUAUCACCACAUUCUUCUACCUCUGUUGCGGGUGUUUUGGCUAUGCUGCCUUUGGGAAUGAUACACCAGGAAACCUCCUGACAGGGUUCGGUUUCUAUGAGCCUUACUGGCUCGUAGAUUUUGCUAAUGCAUGCAUUGUUGUUCACUUAGUGGGAGGGUAUCAGGUUUACAGCCAGCCAGUAUUCUCAUUUCUGGACAGAUGGUCUUCAGAGAAGUUCCCCACCAAUGGAUUUGUGAACAAAUUCUACACCAUUCAACUGCCAUUCUUACCACCAUAUAGACUGAAUCUUUUCAGGUUGUGCUAUAGAACCAUCUACGUUGCAUCCACCACUGGAAUUGCAAUGUUAUUUCCCUACUUCAACCAGGUCUUAGGAUUACUAGGGGCCUUCAACUUCUGGCCUUUGGCUAUCUAUUUCCCGGUGGAGAUGUACUUUGUGCAGAGAAAGAUAGGGGCUUGGACAAAGAAAUGGGUUGCUCUUCAGAUCUUCAGUGCUGUAAGCUUGCUUGUCAGCAUGUUUGCUUUAGUUGGAUCAAUUGAAGGACUGGUGAGUGAGAAGCUGAGUUAGAAACCUAUAUGGGUCCCCCCACCCCUUUUUUUUCUCAAAGAAAAAAAAAAAAUCUGUGAUGCUUCAAAAAGGCGUGCCAUUUUUCAAGAAGAAAUACUGGGGAAAUGCGCUGCUGUAAGAUUGCUUGGAGCACAAUGGUUCAUUCAUGUAAUAUAUCGUUUUGUAUAUAUUAUCCAUGGCUUCAGUCUUUGUUUUCGUAUGAUAUAUUGCACUUAAGAAGGUUGCAGACUAAAAUAACAAUUUGUUUCCGG